CCCCCUCGUGUCACUUUCCUUCCUCUCCCACGUUUUGUCAUACAUACUCAUAACUUGUAACUCAUGGCUUCUCCUUCAAACUUUCUCUCACCUCCCUUUCCUUACAAAACCCACCACUCUUUCUCUCUCUAAAACACUCCAAAAAACCCAUCUUCAAAUUUCAUUCCUUCAUCAAAACCAACAACAACAACUAAUAGAAGUAUGAGAUUAUAUGUGUAUGUAUUAGAAGCAAAAGAUUUACCAGUAAAAAGCCGAAGUUAUGUGAAGCUCCAAGUUGGUAAAUUUAAGUCUAAAACAAGAUUAGUAAACGGGUCGGACCCUGUUUGGAAUGAAGAGUUUGUAUUCCGGGUACAUGAUUUAAAUGAUGAACUUGUUUUAUCAAUUUAUCACCAUGAUGAUGAUGAUGAUUCUUAUUCCCGGGUUUUUAAUGUUUCCGGGUUUUUGUUGGGUCGGGUUCGGGUACCCGUUUGGACCGUUUCUGGUGAAGAGAACAUGUGUUUACCACCCACUUGGUUUUCCCUUCAGAAGCCUAAAAAUGGGAAACAUGCGAAACAAAACUCUGGAAAAAUUCUUUUGACACUCACUCUGCAUGGAAGAGGUGAUGACGCUAAUGCUGAUCUCUCUUUGUCUGAACAACCAAAUACCGGAACAAAUUAUACACAAGAUGAAAGCCCAGAUCAUGCACCUGUCAAUACUUUUUCUCCUACAGCUUCUUCUAAAAAGAUUCUGCAUGGGAAGAAGAUGGUGAAAGCUGUUACUAAACGUUUGGAAAAGCUUUUGCAUAAGAAUGGGGAACCCGCUAAAAGUGAUGAAUCUUCAGACUUAAGUGUAAGUCCCUCCGAGUUUGAAGAUAGUGUGCAGGAGGAAUCUCUCUCACCUAGUAGCUUUGAAGAAGCUGUGGCUAUGAUGCAAAAUAGAGAUGAGGAGGUAGAUCUGCCGGAAAACCUGCAAGGAGGAAUUCUUCUUGAUCGGACAUAUGUGAUUACUUCAAAAGAUCUUAAUGCCUUUCUUUUUGCUCCAGAAUCGCCAUUUAGGAGAGAACUUGCUGAGUUACAAGGCAUAACUGAUAUGCAAGAAGAUCCUUGGACUUGUAAAUCAGGGGAUUCACCGUGUUUAACUCGAUUUGUUACCUACACACAACCCGCAAGCAAGUUAGUUAAAGCUGUUAAAGCCACUGAGGAGCAGACUUAUGUUAAAGCUGAUGGUGUUGAAUUUGCGGUUUUUGUAAGUGUAGCCACACCCGAUGUCCCAUACGGAAAUACAUUCAGGGUUGAGGUGCUCUACAAGAUUAUGCCUGGUCCAGAAUUAUCUUCAGGCGAGGAAUCCUCCCGUCUUCUGAUUUCUUGGGGUAUAAACUUUUCUCAGAGUACCUUUAUGAAAAGCAUGAUCGAGGGUGGGGCUAAGCAAGGUGUGAAAGAGAGCUUCGACCUUUUUGAUAAAUUACUGGCUCAAAAAUUAAAAUUGUUGGAUAGUGAAGAUUCAUCUGAAAAAGAUCAUGUCUUAGAAGCUCUUCAAAGGGAACACCAAUCGGACUGGGAGUUGGCUACUGAGUAUUUUGGGAACCUUACUGUAAUUUCUGCCACCUUUCUUACACUAUAUGUAAUAGUACAUAUUCUACUUUCUGAGCCCCACAAGCCUCAGGGACUUGAGAUUUAUGGUCUUGAUUUGCCUGACAGUUUUGGACAGCUGAUCACUUGUGGAAUUUUAGCACUCUUAUUAGAACGUGUAUAUAAUAUGAUUUCGCUCUUUGUACAAGCCAGAUUACGUGUAGGAAGUGAUCAUGGGAUUAGAUCUCAAGGUGACGGAUGGGUAGUUACAGUAGCUUUAGUUGAAGCUGUCAACUUACCAUCGUUGGAUACAUUGGGUUCUUCUGAUCCCUUUGUGGUGUUAACCUGUAAUGGAAAAACAAGAACAAGCUCUGUGCAGCUUCAAACUUGUGAUCCACAAUGGAAUGAGAUACUUGAGUUUGACGCUUCAGAAGAGCUUCCAUCGGUCCUUGAUGUGGAAGUAUAUGACUUUGAUGGCCCAUUUGACCAGGCAGCCUCACUUGGGCACACAGAGAUCAAUUUUUUGAAGCAUACUGCGACAGAAUUGGCUGAUAUGUGGGUUCCUCUUGAAGGAAAACAGGCUGUUUCCUCUCAGGCAAAACUACAUUUAAGAAUCUUUGUGGAGAACAAAAAGGGAGUUGAAACUAUCAAAGAAUACCUCAACAAAAUGGAGAAAGAAGUUGGAAAGAAGUUGAAUCUACGGUCUCCCCACAAGAACUCAUCGUUUCAGAAGUUAUUUAACUUGCCACCAGAAGAAUUUUUGAUCAAAGAUUACUCAUGCUCUUUAAGAAGAAAGAUGCCUUUACAGGGUCGUCUGUUUUUAUCAGCAAGAAUUGUUGGGUUCUAUGCUAAUUUCUUCGGACAUAAAAUCAAAUUUUUCUUUUUGUGGGAGGAUAUAGAAGAUAUUGAAGUUGUGGAUCCCACCAUGGCAUCUUUUGGUAGUCCUACUUUGGUCAUAAUUUUGAGGAAAGGGAGAGGUCUGGAUGCUAGGCAUGGUGCCAAGACUCAGGAUGAAGAGGGGAGGCUUAAGUUCUAUUUCCAAUCAUUUAUUCCUUUUGAUGUCGCCAGCAAGACAAUUACGGCCUUAUGGAAAGCAAGGACGGUUGCCCCAGAUAAAAAGACAUUGAUUGCAGAAGAGCGGGGGAAUCAGGAAAGCCUGUUGGUUCCACAUGAAGAUGACAGCUCUCUUUUCAAUGUUGGAAAUUCAAAUAUGUCGAAGAUCUACUCCACUAUUCUUCCAGUUGAUAUCAAAUCCUUGAUGAAAAUGUUUGGAGGAGGAAAUCUGGAGCGUAAAGUGAUGGCAAAAUCCGGUUGUCUGGAUUAUGUCACUACACAAUGGCAGGUUGUUAAGCCGGAUGUUUACGAGAGGCAGCUUUCUUAUAAAUUUAACUACGAGGUCUCCGUCUUUGGAGGAGAAGUGCGAUCCACUCAGAGAAAAAUGCUCCUCGGUGAUAUAGAUGGUUGGAUUGUGAACGAAGCCAUGGCCCUCCAUGAUAUUCCAUUUGGCGACCACUUUCGUGUACAUUUGAGCUAUAAUCUUGAGAGCCUUGCAUCAUCUGAAGAUGCAUGUAAAUGUGAUGUAUAUAUAGAAAUUUUGUGGCUAAAAGACUGCAAAUUCCAACAAAGAAUUGCUAAGAGCAUAAACGAGAAGUUUGCCAGGAGACUGAAGACUAUUUUCGAGCUUGUAAAGAAAGAGAUUUUAUUGGCAAAUGAGCAUUCGUUAUAAUAAGAUUAUAGAUCUCUGUUUCUGUCUUCAGUAAAUUUGAAGAGCACAUCAUAGUGGUGUAAAUUCUGAUGUAAAGAACACAACUUGGUAGAUAAUGAUAAUGAAGUAUUCAUUUUAUUGAUUCA
Messenger RNA from Beta vulgaris subsp. vulgaris (sugar beet), 3398 nucleotides. Its product is annotated as C2 and GRAM domain-containing protein At5g50170. The record is from RefSeq and is a predicted model, not a curated record. The coding region runs from base 202 to 3273 and encodes 1023 amino acids. The transcript is spliced from 9 exons. Lineage: Eukaryota; Viridiplantae; Streptophyta; Magnoliopsida; Caryophyllales; Amaranthaceae.